UCAAGUGCUAGUGUUUGUACAAUAUAAGUGACAGCAACUGUUGAGAUGUAUCAAAUUGAAUAAACAUGCGGUUAGCGGUGGUUUUAGGUUUGACAGCGUUGGCUCUCGGCACCGGCAGCAAUGCUGCCCACACAAAGUAGUCGAGAAAGUUCCUCGAAGGUUUCGUAUUUGGUACGGCCACCGCUUCCUACCAGAUAGAGGGCGCGUGGAACGAAGAUGGUAAAAGCGAAAACAUCUGGGAUCACAUGACCCACAACAGACCUCAUGUAAUCGUGGACCAGAGCAAUGGCGAUGUAGCUGCAGACACCUAUCACAACUACAAGCGAGACGUCGAGAUGAUGCGAGAGCUGGGACUAGACGCGUAUCGCUUCUCCCUAUCAUGGUCCAGGCUCCUGCCUUCAGCCUUCACCAACCAAAUCAAUCAAGCCGCCGUCGACUUUUACAACAACUACAUCAAUGAGAUGCUCAAAUACAAUAUUCAACCCAUGGUCACGUUAUACCACUGGGACUUGCCUCAAAGUUUGCAAGAUCUAGGAGGUUUUGCCAACCCUCUCAUAACUGAAUGGUUUGAAGAUUACGCUAGAUUGGCUUACGAAUUAUUCGGUGACAGAGUUAAAGAUUGGAUCACGUUUAACGAGCCUAAAGAAGUAUGUUACCAAGGCUACGGCGCUACCACCAUGGCCCCGCAGCUGAACGCGGCUGGUGUAGGAGACUACCUGUGCGCGAAGCACUUGCUGAUAGCUCAUGCGAAGGCGUACCACGCGUAUAACAACGACUUUAGGCCCAGCCAGGGUGGGCUGUGCGGCAUCACCGUCGCUAUUAGUUCAUUUGAGCCUCUGACGGAUUCUGAUCAGGAUGAGGCAGCCGCUGAAAUGAACAGACAGGCCCAGUGGGGGAUAUACACGGAACCCAUUUUCUCUGAACAAGGAGGGUUCCCUAAAGAGUUUUCCGAACAAGUCGCUGCCAAGAGCAAGGCACAAGGUUACCCUAGGUCUCGACUGCCAGAAUUCACUGAAGAAGAGAGGGCAUACGUCAAAGGAACUGCAGAUUUCCUGGGGAUUAACCACUAUUCGUCUCUUUUAAUAUCAGCUACGGAUCAUAAAUUUGAAUCUCCGGUGCCUAGCAUGUACGACGAUAUUGAUACUGGAUCAUUUGUACCUGAUGAUUGGCCAACUAGUGCUUCAUCGUGGUUGAUGCAAGCCCCGAAGAGUAUGUACAACGUCCUAACCCACCUGCACAAACGGUACAACGGGGUAGCCAUAUACGUGACGGAGAACGGCUGGUCGACGCCCGAAGGCCUGCAAGACGACGACCGAGUGCGGUACUACCGCGCUAUGCUGGAAGAUGUGCUAGAUGCUCUGGACGAAGGAGUGCGCGUUGAGAAAUACAUGGCCUGGAGCCUGAUGGACAACUUUGAGUGGAUGCGAGGAUACACAGAGCGUUUCGGGUUAUACGAAGUGGACUUCUCGUCGCCCGCGCGCACGCGCACACCUCGCAAGUCGGCGCUCGUGUACAAACACAUCGUGGCCACCAGGACGAUCGACCACAACUACGAACCGCCCUCAAUGGACAUCGCUAUUGAUGAAGGACAUUAAAGAUUGUUGA
This is a messenger RNA of Leguminivora glycinivorella, 1605 nucleotides long. Its product is annotated as myrosinase 1-like. NCBI's taxonomy places the organism in Eukaryota, Metazoa, Arthropoda, Insecta, Lepidoptera, Tortricidae. Gene Ontology annotation, biological process: carbohydrate metabolic process. The coding region runs from base 246 to 1595 and encodes 449 amino acids. Gene Ontology annotation, molecular function: beta-glucosidase activity. The transcript has 6 exons. The record is from RefSeq and is a predicted model, not a curated record.